Microsporum canis CBS 113480 is the source of this 1269-nucleotide messenger RNA. Its product is annotated as sphingolipid C4-hydroxylase SUR2. Gene Ontology annotation, biological process: lipid biosynthetic process. The transcript has 2 exons. The record is from RefSeq and is a predicted model, not a curated record. Bases 1 to 1269 code for a protein of 422 amino acids. Gene Ontology annotation, molecular function: iron ion binding; oxidoreductase activity. Lineage: Eukaryota; Fungi; Ascomycota; Eurotiomycetes; Onygenales; Arthrodermataceae.
AUGUUCAACUCCUCCGUCUCUGAGCUUCCGCCGCUCCCGUCCUACACCCUGACUCCCCGCCAGCCGCUCAUCUCCCCUAUUCCGGACAAUGCCACCAUCCUCAUCCUCCCCAUAGUCGCCUACUGGGCUCUCUCCAUGGCCUUCCACUGGAUAGAUGUCAAUGACUACUUUCCGCAAUACCGCCUCCACACUCCUGCAGAGAUUCUGAAGAGAAACCACGUCUCCCGGUGGGAGGUGGUCCGAGAUGUCAUCAUACAACAGGUUAUCCAGACCCUCUUCGGCGUCCUUCUCAUCUUCUUCGACCAGCCGGAGUUCAAUGGCAGAGAGGAGUAUGAUGUUGCUGUCUGGGCUACCCGCAUCCGCAUCGCCCAGCGCGCCAUACCACAGCUCAUGUCCCUGAUAGGGGUUGAUCCUGUAGGGCUUGCGGCCAAACUUUCCACCUACCCGGUCCUCGCUGCUGUUGUGUCGGGGGGCCAUUACCCAUUCCUGACCCAGAUGAUCACUUUGCCCUCCGGAGAGACGGCCACAGCUCCCGCUUUUGCAGCUUGGGAGUUGGCUGUUGGUCACGCCAUAUACUUCUACCUCAUUCCCGUGCUCCAGUUCUUGUACGCCAUCACAUUCGUCGACACAUGGCAGUACUUCCUCCACCGCGCAAUGCAUAUGAACAAAUGGCUAUACAGUAUGCUAUACGUGCCAUAUGCCUUCGGUGCCUUGUAUAACCAUCCGUUCGAGGGCUUCCUGCUCGACACGGCGGGGACCGGCCUUGCAUUUCUCACAUGUGGCAUGACUACUCGGCAGGGAAUGUGGUUCUUCACCUGCUCUACCCUCAAAACUGUCGACGACCACUGCGGCUAUGCCUUCCCAUGGGAUCCUUUGCAACAUGUCACUGCGAACAACGCAGCUUACCAUGAUAUCCACCACCAAAGCUGGGGUAUCAAGACAAACUUCAGCCAACCAUUCUUCACCUUUUGGGAUGCCCUGCUCAAUACCCGCUGGCAGGGUGACGUUACACAACGAUACGAACGGUCCCGAAUCGCGGCACAGAAUAUGGUCGAUCAAGAUUUGGCCAACAACUCCCCGGACAAUGAUUCACAGCAACAGCCACAGCAGCAGGAAACUGUAGUCGUGGCUUCUCGAGUCGAUGAUGAUGCCUCCACCCGCUCUCUCCUCAAGCGCAGUGUCCGCAAAACCACCAAUUCCUUUUCUCCACAGUCAGACUCCCUCAAGGGUUUAACCCACCGCCUGAGCGGCAGCAUCCAGCAUAAAUGA